Messenger RNA from Osmia bicornis bicornis, 1371 nucleotides. Its product is annotated as venom serine protease Bi-VSP-like. Gene Ontology annotation, molecular function: serine-type endopeptidase activity. The record is from RefSeq and is a predicted model, not a curated record. NCBI's taxonomy places the organism in Eukaryota, Metazoa, Arthropoda, Insecta, Hymenoptera, Megachilidae. The transcript is spliced from 7 exons. Gene Ontology annotation, biological process: proteolysis. Bases 127 to 1194 code for a protein of 355 amino acids.
CUCAGUCUGUCGUGGAUCGCGCCAGAAAAACGGUCGCGGCAAUCGCUGUGAAUUCAAAGUAUUGUGUCGAAUAGUUACCUAAUUCUUACUACUAUCAUACAAUUAGAAAACCAAUAAUAAGUCAAGAUGUUGGUCCUCUGUUUGGCGUUAAUUGCAGUACUGCAUCCAGUAAUGGUUCCCGUGGUGUCUGCUCAAGGUCAAACGUGCAAUACCCCAAAUGGUGAAGUUGGCUCCUGCGUCAACAUUAGGGACUGUCAGUCACUGCUGGGCCUGCUGCAAAGUCAAGGUUUAUUAGCCGCUGUUUUCCUGAAACAGAGUCUUUGUUAUUUCGAGGCAAAUAAUCCAAUUGUUUGCUGUCCUGCGAGUGAUACAAGAGGUAGUAAAGAAAUAAGAGAGAACCAGCACGGGCUAUUACAACCCCCACACUGUGGCUUCAGCAACGUCAGCCAUACCAGAGUGGUUGGUGGUGUGCCAGCCAAACUUGGUGCAUGGCCUUGGAUAGCUGCUUUAGGAUUCGAGAAUAAAUCUGAUCCAACGCAACCAAAAUGGCUCUGCGGAGGAUCUUUGAUAUCAUCCAGACACGUUUUGACUGCUGCUCAUUGCGCUAUUCGCAACGAUUUACAUGCAGUUCGUAUCGGAGACUUAAAUUUGAAACGAGACGACGAAGGUGCGCAUCCUGUUCAAGUCGGAAUCGAACAGAAGAUAAUCCAUCCUGCUUAUGACGAAUCUUCGUAUUCGAAUGAUAUUGCUGUGCUUAAGUUGGAUCAAGAGAUACAAUUUUCAGAGUACGUGUAUCCAAUUUGCCUUCCAGUGGAGGAGAUUCUUCGAAACAGUAAUUUUGUUCGAAGUUUUCCUUUCGUUGCUGGGUGGGGAUCACUUUCAACAAGAGGACCAAGUAGUGAGACUCUUAUGGAAGUACAGGUGCCAGUAGUUACUAAUGAAGCAUGCAAACGGGAUUAUUCCGCGUUCUCGAAUGCAAUAAUCGAUGACUCAGUAUUAUGCGCAGGAUAUGCUCGUGGUGGAAAGGAUGCUUGCCAGGGCGACAGCGGAGGACCCUUGAUGUUACCACAAAAAUCACACUUCUACCAAAUAGGAGUCGUUUCAUACGGUUAUAAAUGCGCCGAGCCCGGAUAUCCUGGUGUUUACGCUAGAGUUACCCAUUACUUGGAUUUCAUUAACUCUGCGAUGCAGUAAUCAGUAUUUCACGAAACCACACUUCUUAUGUUCAACACGAAAAGAAGCUUAAAGUUCCAACUGUUACUGUUCGAAUAAGAGGCAACUUUAAUAUAUGUAUACGUAGAGCUUUAAUAUAUGUAUACAAAAUAUUGGAGUGCUUUAAGAUUCCUAAAUUAUUAAACUCAGAUCGGGGUA